This is a messenger RNA of Saimiri boliviensis boliviensis (Bolivian squirrel monkey), 2732 nucleotides long. It is a transcript of the gene TMEM231, whose product is annotated as transmembrane protein 231. NCBI's taxonomy places the organism in Eukaryota, Metazoa, Chordata, Mammalia, Primates, Cebidae. Gene Ontology annotation, biological process: regulation of protein localization; cilium assembly. The record is from RefSeq and is a predicted model, not a curated record. Gene Ontology annotation, cellular component: ciliary transition zone; ciliary membrane.
GGGCGCCUUCGGUUGCCGUGAGACGGAGGCGAUGGCAACCAGGAGAAGCCAAACUUGGUCACCUGGUUCACGGCGUGCCGGGGCGCGGAGCUCAUGGCGCUCUACGAGCUCUUCUCUCACCCCGUAGAGCGCAGCUACCGCGCGGGACUCUGCUCUAAAGCCGCGCUGUUCCUGCUGCUGGCCGCGGCGCUCACGUACAUCCCGCCGCUGCUAGUGGCCUUCCGGAGCCACGGGUUUUGGCUGAAGCGGAGCAGCUACGAGGAGCAGCCGACCGUGCGCUUCCAGCACCAGGUGCUGCUCGUGGCCCUGCUGGGACCUGAGAGCGGCGAGUUCCUAUCUUGGAGCACGUUCCCCGCCUUCAACCGGCUGCAGGGGGAUCGCCUGCGCGUCCCGUUCGUUUCGACUAGAGAAGAAGACAAGAACCAGGAUGGGAAGAUGGACAUGUUACAUUUUAAGCUGGAGCUUCCCCUGCAGUCCACGGAGCACGUUCUCGGUGUGCAGCUCAUCCUGACUUUCUCCUAUCAGUUACACAGGCUGUCAACCUUCGUGAUGCAGAGCAUGGCAUUUCUUCAGUCCUCCUUUGCUAUCCCUGGAUCCCAGUUACAUGUGAAUGGAGACCUGAGGCUGCAGCAGAAACAGCCGCUGAGCUGUGGCGGCCUAGAUGCCCGAUACAAUGUAUCCGUGAUCAACGGGACAAGCCCCUUUGCCUAUGAUUAUGACCUGACACGUAUUGUUGCUGCCUACCAGGAAAGGAACGUUACCACCAUCCUGAGUGAUCCCAACCCCAUCUGGCUGGUGGGCAGGGCCGCAGAUGCUCCAUUUGUGAUUAAUGCUAUCAUCCGAUACCCUGUGGAAGUCGUUUCUUAUCAGCCAGGAUUCUGGGAGAUGGUAAAGUUCGCCUGGGUGCAGUAUGUCAGCAUCCUGCUUAUCUUCCUCUGGGUGUUUGAAAGAAUCAAGAUCUUCGUGUUUCAGAAUCAGGUGGUGACCACCGUCCCUGUGACAGCGACGCCCCGGGGAGAAGUGCUGAAGGAGCACGUAUCCUAGGAAUGCCGUUUCUGAGGACUCAGCAGGACCGUGGCUGCCUCAUUGUCAUCUCCUGGGAACAUCUUAGGAUGUUUCUGAAAGAGCCCAGGGGACACAUGCGGGCUUGUGUGCUCUUCCCCUAGGAGACAAAGAACAGUUCUUCCCUUUGCUCUAUACAAGUUCCAUAUCUUCAGAGCUCCUGCAGAAUCGUCAGGGAGUAGUUCGUGGAAAGGUCUGAGGGUUCCUGGAGGCUGUAAUUAGCUUUUUGGGUUUUUCUUCUUUGCCUUAGCAUUGCAUUUCAGGAGAAAAUUGCAGUCAGUUCAGACAUCUUGGAAAGAGUCCCAUCUCUGGUCAAGCAGAGACUUUUCCUCUGUUGAGUGAGAAACACACUGUACAUUUCUUCCUUCUAUUGUGAGCCACUGUUACUCUUUUCAGGGCUCUCUUGUGACAAACAUGCCAAUCACUAGCACUUUGCACCCCUGGGCCUCUCCAUUUCCCAUUCAGAGCUUUGAUUUCCAGAGCUGAGGCCUUUCACUGGAGACCUGGAGGGGCAGGGCACAAGGGGGAGGGUCGCCUUGGCACAGGCAUGAGGGAGGGCCGCUGAAGGACCCUCGGACCAUCACCUGCCUCGGCCCGAAAGUCUGUCAUCUGUCAUCAGCUCAGCGGAGCAGCCCUGGAUGCCUGCCUGACUGUGGCUGGCUCUUUGCCCUGUUUUGCCCUCUGUCUGCGCCCCUGGAUGGCAGACUGAAGUCAGAGGGGCUGUUCAUUCCCAGCCCCCUCAGCAGCACUGGGGGAAGAAAGGAUUGUCACAACAGGUUCUUUCUGGCCCUCACUCAACAGCCUGGGCACUUGGCCCUCCUCCUCCUUGACAGCCCUCCCCCUUCCUGCAAAGGACAGGGGUGACCAGAGCUGGUGUUGGGAUUGGCUCCCACUGCCUGACAACCACAAGUUUAUUUAGAAGGCUAGCGGGAAGCCCAGCGGCUUGUGUUUCCCUUGACUAAGGAACAGGGUACUCAUUAGAGUGGGGCGGGGAGCUUUGGGAAGGGCACAAGAAGCAGUGAGGGAGUAAGGAGGAUGCUGGCCGGGGCAGGGCAGUCCAGCCUGGCGACUAGCAGAAUGCCAAGCAGUCCAGCUGGAUUACCAUGGUGGCUGAGCAAGUGUCUGCGGGAGCAGAGGUGGCUGGAAGGGGCCUCUGCACAUGGAAGACGGCUUGCUCAGCCCCUUCACCUCCUGAGAACGUGAGCAGUCUCCUCUAAGGACAGACGGAGCUGCUUCCUGAUCCCAAGCAGGUCGUUGCCACUGGAAGACAUGGCCCCUGCAUCAUGCCCACAAACACACCUCUUAGUGUGUGCCUCCAUUUACCUUGGAGAUCACCUCUCGUCUCCAGCACCAUUUCCUUUACACUGACUAAAAACAGUUUUGGAAACAGCUAUUGUCAAGUAUACAAGCAGAAGAAAUCCCUAAAACACUGUCCCCCCCCCCCUUUUUUUUUUUUAAAUUCAGGCUGUUUUAUAUGCCUAAAUUUUUUUCUUGAGAUCUAAAUGAAAAAUAGUUUCUUGUUUAAAUCCCCAUAAGGUAAUAAGAUUUAGAAAGAUACAAUAUAUGUAUAAACAUUGGUUUGCAUUUUAUUAAAUCAUUCUCAUGAAAAUUUUGUGUAAAGAACCCAUGAUGUUUUGUAAUUUUCUAAUUAAAAUGUUCAAAAUGAGGCC